This is a messenger RNA of Trematomus bernacchii (emerald rockcod), 5122 nucleotides long. It is a transcript of the gene rnf17, whose product is annotated as ring finger protein 17. The record is from RefSeq and is a predicted model, not a curated record. Lineage: Eukaryota; Metazoa; Chordata; Actinopteri; Perciformes; Nototheniidae. The coding region runs from base 1 to 4821 and encodes 1606 amino acids. The transcript is spliced from 38 exons.
AUGGAAAGAGGCGAUUACCCCAGCGCUGAGAUGUGCACGCUAUGUGGAGAAGCCUUUACUCUGCCCGAGGACGAAGUUGAAGGCAACCUCCCUCGUGUGCUUUUAUGUUCCCACAUCUACUGCACAUCCUGCCUGCUGUCCAUUCAAAGUGACGAUGUCAUCACCUGUCCCAAGUGUAAGGUGGACUCCACCCUUCCUGAAGGUGGGGUGUUUGGCCUGCAGGAAGAUAGCAGAAUCAUUGGCCUCAUCUACACCUCUAAAAUUAAUCGGGAAAGCAGGAGAUCAAAUUAUCGCAAAAAGGACAAAUCAUCCCCAUUGAAGGACAUUAACGCCAAUACCGAGGAUGUUGAGCAGUCAGCUGAUAUUGAGAAGAUUAGAACGGCGGUGGAUGAGGCGUUGGUCCAGGCUGCAGAAAAUCAUGCUCUUCUUGACAAAAUCAAUGAGACUCUUCAGACUGGUCUGGCAGAUCAGGUGAAGAGCGAAAGAGCUCGGCUGGAGUCUGAGAUCAAGCAAGAUGCAGACAAGGCUUCACAAGCUAUUCAGAAGUGGAAGGAUGAGCAGAUGAGUCAGCUCACGAAAUUAAAUGAUCGAUUCUCCACCGGCAGAGCAGAAUUGUGCCGCGUCCAGAAGAAGUUGAAGGCCCUGGAGAUUGCCAUGAAAAUGGCCAAAGAAGUACGCCGUGUCCCCUUUCUGGAGCAGUACUGCACCCUGGAUAAGGUUCUGGAGACAUUGCAGGCCCCUAUAGAUGAGCAGUCCUUCGAUGUUAAAUGCAUUACUCUGGGCUCUGGAUUGAGCAGUGUUUUCCAGAUCGAUGGUCUGAAACAGAGUCUGGCUUUGUCUCUGGCGAUUGAAGUCGGCAACCCAAAGCAGUUGUCUGAGCCGCCGCCCAAACACCAUGAGCCGAGCAGCUUCAACAGGAAGUCCUCACUGCAGCGUGCAGAGGGCAGGGACAGAAACUAUAACUUUCCCUCUGGCAACGACCUGCCCAGUCCACCAAAACAAAACCAGGAGAGCCCGAGAUCUUGCAGUCCGUCAUCCCGAGGUUCCUCUCCGAGCCCAAAACCUCUUGGCAGGUCCAACCGUCCUCGCCAGAACGACACGUCAUACUCUGGAGAUCCAGACGUAAUCAUCGAGGAGCUGUACAAGGAACAACAACAUGCUCCCCCGCCCACCGGCCCUGAGCUGGCUAGUGACGCAGGGAGAAUCCAAAGGAAAAAGAGAAAUCAGUCUUUUGGCAAUCAGGCAGAUCUCCUCCAGAUGGUGAUUGUAACCCACGUUGUGAAUCCAAGUCACUUCUACGUCCGCUACGUGGCGGAGAACAGCGAAAGCGAGAACCUCUCCGAGAAGAUAAACGUCUUCUGCAGCAGACACAGUUGUCACUUUACUUCCAGUGACACAGUGGAGAAUGGCUCCUUGAUCUUUGUGAAGUCGAAGGAGGGUCUGUGGUGUCGGGCCCGUGUGAUUUCAGUCCUGCAGAUCGGACGUGUUGAUGCAGGGAAAGAUUGUCCAGUCACUCAGCUGGCCAGUGUCCGAGUCUUCUUCCUCGACUCUGGCCUCAACAUACGCCUCCCCAUACAGAGGGAGGAGGGGAGCACUGAGUCUUCCCUGGAGGAGGUGAACACCCAGCUGAGGAAGGUGUUUGAGGGGGUGAAUCGGGCGCUGAGUGACUUCGCUCCUCAGGCCAUCAGAUGUUCCCUCAAGGACCUGGUCCCCUAUGACCUGACAAAGGGCUGGAAAAAAGAUGCUGAGGUGAAAUUCAGCCGCCUGGUGGGCUCUGCAGCGGUGGAUAUGAGACAUUUGGGUCAGGACAGAGACAGUCUGCUGGUGGACCUGAGGAAAGUUCCCGUCAAUCAGUCCAGUGGCGUUCCCAUCUCCGUCAGAGAGUACCUCGUCCUCAUCGAAGUGGCCAGGUUUUAUGCUCCAGUGAAUUUGGGCAUGAGGACGCUGCUGUUCUACCCUCCUGAUUAUCCCAAGGUUUACACAGAGGUCAAUGCUGUUGUGUCCCACAUCAACACCCCCGCUGACUUCUACAUCCAGGUUGAGAACAUGGAGUCUUUGCUGCUCUUUGCAAAGCUUCAGGAUUGUUACAAUGCGACGACGAUGGCUGGAGAUGAAGACUUCAACAUCUACUGUCCUGUGAUGGAGCAGGCCUGCGUCGCCCGGUUCAAGGACAAGUGGUGCAGAGCUCAGAUCAUAGGUAAUCCGGCUGGCAAGAAAGUGGAGGUACAGUAUGUCGACUUCGGCGACAAAAAUAUUCUGACAGUGAGCGACUUGAGGAAGAUCAAGGAUGAGUUCUUUGCCCUUCCUUCCAUGGCAAUCCACUGCUGUCUGUCAGAAAUAAUUCCUCUGGAUGGAAACACCUGGAGUGAGACCUGCUGCAACAGAUUCGUCAGCCUGGCUCAAGAGAAACUGGUCACUAUCGUGGCUACAGGAACCAGGCCUAAGUCUCAGCCGCUGCCGGUCAAACUGUUUGAGAGCAGUCUGAACGGACCACAAGCCAACUUCGCCGUGCUGCUGGUCAAAGAGGAGCUGGCCUCCUUCAAAGACAGGUCUGCUCCCUGCAGACCUAAAUCCCCGACAGUCAGGUCCUCUGCUGAAGACUCAACUGAAGCCAUUUGGGACCCUCCACUUGAGCUGGGUUUGGACACAGACAGCGUUGACACUCCUGAGCAGAAAACCCCUGGAGAUCAGACUGAGGAGCAGCCGGAGUUUGAUGCUCAGCUGAAGCUCCCCAAUCAAUUCAAAGACCUGAAAGUCCGAGUCAGCCACGUCAACUCACCGAGCAGCUUCUACGUUCAGCUCACCCAGAACGACGCCCAGCUCAAAAAGAUCUGUGAGCUGGUGAAGAAGCAGUGUGCGCCAAUGGAGGCCGAAGAUAUAAUGUGGAAGGCCGACAUUUACUGCGCUGCUCAGAUCGACGGGGUUUGGGAGAGAGGACAGAUCUGCUCCGACGUCGAGUCAGACAACAUCGCAGAGGUUCUGCGCUGUGACCAUGGCAACAAGGUGAAGAUCAACAUCAGCGACCUGCGGCCCCUCCAUCCCUCACUGACGGGUGCUCUGGCACUGGAGUGCACUCUCACUGACAUCAGGCCGGCAGGAGGCAGAUCCACCUGGACGGCUACUGCCUGCGACCUGAUCUCCUUCUACCUGGCUGGAGCCUCGGCUAUGGUCACCAUCAAGGAGUUGACAGACGAGCGUCCGGUUCCCGUCAUUCUGUCCUGCUCCAACAAGACGGGACGGUUUGUCAGCAUCGCAGACUUUCUCGUCAGCGAAGGCCUCGCCCUCAGGGAGAGGAAACCAAGAGAUGUUGUUGUUAAAAAAUCGGAGAAAUCUAUGAUCAAAGAAACCGAAGCGCAGCCUCGAGUGAGCGAGACCCAGACUGAAGGCUCUGAUGUGAAGGGGAUAAAGACUCUCCCAGCUCUUCCUCAGAGUCCUUUGUUCUUCCCAGCCACCCCCAUCUCCAUUACCACUAGUCCACGACCUAACCCUCGCACCAUCAUGUCUGCUGAGAAGGUGAAGACACCAAUGUAUCACCCCCCCGAGCUGCCGUGCCUCGGUAACAUCCAGAUAAAUGUUUCUGCCAUCGGAGAGGACGGUCUCAUUUACACCAGAACACUGAAUGCAGAGCGUCAGCUGGAGCAGCUCAGGGAGAGGAUUCAGCAGAGCAUGAAGACUUUACCCAGACAGAAGCCGUACACCUGGAAGUCCGUGCUGGGCUGCGCUGUCAUCGGGCCGGACAUGCUGUGGUACCGAGGACAACUGCUGGAGGUGCUGGGUGGACACGUUAAGGUACAGUAUGUGGACUACGGCCUGGUGGAGAACAUCCCAGUGGUUCAUGUGUACCCCGUGCUGCUGUGUGAAGAUGUUCCUCAGCUCUGUAUGCCCUGCAAGCUGCACAGCAUCAACCCUGUUGGGGGAAGGUGGCAGCGGGAUGCAGUGGCCUUACUGAAGGAGCUCCUGCUGAACCGCUUCGUGGACAUGAGAGUCAUGGAGCUGCCCAGCGACCCCAGAGACCCCCUCUCAGUGGAGCUGUUUGUGGACGGACUGAGCCUCAGCAGGAUCAUGUGUCACCACGAACACGCCUCCAUAGACCAGACACUCUCUGUCAACAAGGAAUUCGCAGUGAUGUCUCCUGCUCGCCUCCUGGAUGACUGGGACAUCGACACUGAGGGUCUGAAGGGCCCAGAGGAGCCGCUGCUGGGACCCUUCAUCUACCCAAACCUGCCCAAGGAGGGGGAGCGGAUUCAGGUCCGGGUCAAGCACCUGUGGACCCCCAACGAGCUGUUCCUGUGGCCUCUGGAUGGCACCAAUGAGAUGGAUGGAGAGUCUCUGGAUGAAGUUCUGACCCGAAUCAAUUCAGACCUCAGUAGUCUGCAACGACUCAGCAACUUCCGUGAAGGAGCUCCGUGUCUGGCAGAGUACAGGGAUGGGAAAUAUUACCGGGCCGAAGUGAUGAUGAUCACCAGCGUGGAGCCCGUCAUGAUCAUGGUGAAGCACGUGGACUUCGGCUCCGACGACACUCUGCCGCCCAGCAAGCUGCGUCAGAUGUGUGCUGAGCUCAUGAGUUUUCCGUCCCGGGCGCUCAGAGUGAAAGUGGCCGGCUUCAAGCCUCCGAGUGAGAGGCAGCAGCAGCAGGAUGUUCUGCCCUACAGCACGGCCUGGAGCGUGCAGGCCGCCAUGGACAUGAUCGACAUGCUGCACGGGAACAUCACCGCCUGUGUGGUGGCGCAGGAGCCGGAGCUCACGGUGCUGCUGUACAACGAGGAUGAGGAGCUGGUGCAUCUUCCUCUGGUGAGCAGCGGCCUCGCUGAGUUUGAGUGAAGCGAGAGGACCGAUCCACAGGGAGCAGCUCAGGCUCGCCCCCGCGGACGUCCGGUUUUUGUUCUGCUGUGUUACUGCUUUGAGUUUGUACAUGUUGCAGGAAGUUUGAUCCUGCAGAGCAGAUAUUUAUUUUAAGUGUGUUGUGUUUCAGUGAGCUGUGUUGUGUUUCAGUGAGCUGUGUUGUGUUUCAGUGAGCUGUGUUGUGUUUCAGUGAGCUGUGUUGUAUCGGCACUUUAUUUUCUCGUUAUUUAAAUCACGCGAGACGGACUUGUCUGUAGGAAUGUGCAGAUUAAAGUCUUUA